AUGGACGUCCGCUACAUAGACCUGAUUGAACUUUCUUUUACUUUUGUUUUUACAUUUUUCAUUUUUCUUCCUAUUGUUUUAAACGAUCCCUCGUUGUGUCAGAAAUUUACUCUCUCUCUGGACGUCUCUCUCUCUCUCUGGACGUCUCUCUCUCUCUCUGGACGUCUCUCUCUCUCUCUCUCUCUCUCUCUCUCUCUCUCUCUGGAUUGUCGUCGUUGGCUGGCUGUCUCCCUCCCUCUCUCUCUCUCUCUCUCUCUGGAUUGUCGUCGUUGGCUGGCUGUCUCCUCCUCUCUCUCUCUCUCUCUGGAUUGUCGUCGUUGGCUGGCUGUCUCCCUCCCUCUCUCUCUCUCUCUGGAUUGUCGUCGUUGGCUGGCUGUCUCCUCCUCUCUCUCUCUCUCUCUGGAUUGUCGUCGUUGGCUGGCUGUCUCCCUCCCACUCUCUCUCUCUCUCUCUGGAUUGUCGUCGUUGGCUGGCUGUCUCCCUCCCACUCCCUCUCUCUCUCUCUGGAUUGUCGUCGUUGGCUGGCUGUCUCCCUCCCACUCCCUCUCUCUCUCUCUGGAUUGUCGGCGUUGGCUGGCUGUCUCCCUCCCUCCCUCCCUCUCUCUCUCUCUCUCUGGAUUGUCGGCGUUGGCUGGCUGUCUCACACUCACUUUCUCGGCAAUAUCUCUCUCUCUCUCUAUCUAUCUAUCUAUCUAUCACUCACGCACACGUAUCGUACAUCGUCUCUCAACGAUGAAAAGGCUGAGUGUGCCAAAUAUACGGCGCGUGCAUAUUGGCGAUUGGUAUUUUUUCCACAGCGGACAUGUUGGCGAUUGGUAUUUUUUCCACAGCGGACAUGUUGGCGAUUGGUAUUUUUUUCUUCAUGGACAUGUUGACGAUUGGUAUUUUUUUCUUCAUGGACAUGUUGACGACUGGCGUUUUCACGUAGAACAUUUUGCCAACGGAUAUACUGGCGACGGACAGUUUUGA
Molecule: messenger RNA, 969 nt
Organism: Acanthosepion pharaonis
Lineage: Eukaryota; Metazoa; Mollusca; Cephalopoda; Sepiida; Sepiidae
Source: the annotation of a GenBank genome assembly